CUUGAUGCAUUGACUCGGUAGAUCUCUGCAUCCCUUAAUUCAUCACAAGGCCGCUCCUUCCUUGUCUGCCUACCUAAAAUUAAUUUCCAAGAAGAAACAGGGAAGAACAAUGGCCGGAGGAAGAGAUGUCCUGUUUUCCACCAUCACCAUGGUGCUAGACAAGAUGCAUAGCUUGGCUUCAUCAUCAACGUCAUCUUCUUCUUCGUCGCCACACAAUGCUAUUGAACAAGAGAUGAGUAAGCUGACAGAGACGAUGAGGAGAAUCCAAGCCAAACUUGAUGACUCAGAGGAGGAGAAUCAUGCAAAAAGUCACUCGGAGAAGCUUUGGCUAAGCGAGCUCAAAGAUGUUGCCUAUGACGCCGAAGACGUAGUAGAAGAGUACGAGUACGAGACGUUGCGUUCCAAACAAUUGCAUGAGAACAGCAGUGGGACACAUGAGGAUGAACUAGCAAAUAAAGCCACAGAGAUAAGGAAAAGGUUUGAUGAGAUCACCAAGGAGUGGAAACUCCUAAAGUUGCCUAAGAACGCUGGAAAAAGAAAGAGAAGCCCCAUGCUCUUAGAUAUGAACCGAGAAGAAGGCUCUUCUGUGGUUGAAUCAGAUGUUUUUGGAAGAGAAGAGGAAAAGGAUGUGCUGGUUAAAUGGCUGCUGUCAGAGGAUGAUACAACAGGAAAUGGAGUUUCUGUAAUUGCUGUAAUUGGGAUGGGGGGACUGGGUAAAACAACAUUGGCUAAGCUUGUCUAUAAUGAUGAAAGAGUGAAAAGCUAUUUCGAUUUAACAGGAUGGGUCUGUGUAUCUGAAAAUUUUCAUGUUGUUAGUUUGACAAAGAAGAUCCUGCAAUCAUUUGCCAAAGUGAAAGUUCACGAAGAACUAGAUGAGCUCCAACAUGCACUGCGAGAAAAACUGCAGGGGAAGAAGUUUUUACUAAUAUUAGAUGAUGUUUGGAAUGAAGAAUUCACUCGCUGGGAUGAAUUAAGAAAGCCCUUACUAUCAGCUCAUGUGGGUAAAGUUAUAGUGACCACUAGGAAUCAACCAGCUGCUAGAAUUAUGGGGACAAGAAGUCCUCUCAACUUGAAUUGCUUACCAUUUGAUGUAUGCUGGCAAUUGUUCAAGAGAGACACUUUGGGAGGAGCAGAUAAGAGCCCACAACCACAUCUUGAAGACCUUGGUAGGAAGAUAGUAGACAAGUGCAAAGGCUUACCUUUGGCUGUGAAGGUGCUUGGAGGCGCUCUCAGAAACAACGAAGAUAUAGAUUCAUGGGAGGACAUGCUAGAGAAUGAGAUGUGGGAGUUAGAAGAAACAAAUAAAGGAGUUUUACCAGCACUUAAAAUAUCAUAUGAUUGCAUGCCGAUCCAACUUAAAAGAUGUUUCCAAUACCUAUCCUUAUUUCCCAAAGACAGAAUUUUAGAUUCAGAAGAAAUAGUCCGAUUUUGGAUGUCACAAGGUCUUCUUCCUCUUGAUGGAGAUAAGAGAGCAGAGGACAUAGGCAGAAAUUACAUAAAAAGAUUGGCUCAGAGGUCAAUAAUACAUCUGGAAUGGGAUGACACCUUUUUGAUGAGAUGGAAAUAUUUUUCGAUGCAUGAUCUUGUUCACGACCUUGCACAAUGUAUAGCUCAGGAUGAAUGCCUCUGUGUGAUGGAUAAAUUCGACGCAAAGAAAUUACAAAAGGUUCGACACUUGUCGGUGUGUAUAGAAUAUCCUCAUCUACUAGAACACGUGGAGAUGAUAAAAGAUCUUCAACAACUAAAACUCAUGCGGACACUUUUUACUACAGGACCUGGGUGCCGAUCUUUUAUGACAAGACAAUACAAUUCUUUUAAAGUCCUUGACGAUCUUUUUCAAAAAUUGAAAUACAUACGAGCACUCUAUUUAAGCGAAAUCAGCAUCACCGGGCUACCAGAUUCAUUAGGCAACCUCAAACUACUUCGUUAUCUUUCUAUAAAAGACUAUGAUGUAGUGAAUAUUCCAGAGUCCAUAUGCAGCCUUUACAAUUUACAAACUCUGGAUCUGGAAGAUACACAAAUUUCUGAACUCCCAAGGCAGAUUGGAAAUUUGAUAAACCUACGUCAUCUUUUGCUUCCUAACGAUUAUGCCGAUUAUGACGAUUAUGAAGGUGUCUUUCUUCCAUCUGGAAUUGGAAACAUGACCAACUUGCAGACACUCAGUUGCUUCAACGUCAGUUGUGAAAAAGAGCAUUGCGACAUAGGAGAAUUGAAUAGUUUGAUGAAACUUGGAGGGCAUAUCUCCAUUUCUGAUGUAGCAUCCGUGAACAUAUUUUCAAACUCAACACCCCCUCUGAAGACAAAAAAGUAUAUUGAUUCUUUGGAGUUAGAUUGGUAUAGAGAUACUCUUGAGCUUUCAGAAUUUAAAAAAGAUGAAAAGCAGGCAGAGUGGCAGCUCGACUACCUCGAACCGCAUGUCAAUCUCAAGAUCCUUGAAAUAAAGAACUAUCCAGGUGUCAAAUUUGUUGGAUGGGUGGGCGCUUCAUCCUUCACUAAGUUGACUACUUUGCGUGUAUGGAAUUGUAAGAAUUGCAAUAAACUUCCACCGUUGGGUCAACUUCCUUCUCUGAAAAUGCUUGAGAUACGUGGGAUGGAUAGCGUUCAACACGUGGGACGUGAAUUUUGCUCCAUGCUAAUGCCAUCUCCAUCUUCUUCCCAAAACAAAAUUGCAUUUCCCUCUCUAAAACGCUUGAUAUUUAGCAAUAUGGAAAAUUGGGAAGCGUGGGAUGGAGUGGAGAUUGGUGAUUUCCCCAGUCUCGAUUCUAUUAGAAUUUUUCGAUGUCCUUUGCUGAUCAAGUUUCCCCAGUGGUCCUAUAUGUCUUCCGUGAAAAAAAUGGAAUUGGGUAGUAGUGGUGUACCUGAUGUUUCAAAUUUCCAUUCACUGACAAAUUUAACAAUUAUAUUAAUAUCUCAGGAAUAUAGUGAGUGGAUGCCCAAGUGUUACUUUCCAAUGCUCCAAAACUUGACAUUAUUAAGUGGCUUUGCAAAAUCUGUUCAUCUAUCACAGAAAGUGCUACCUUCACUGAAGACUUUAGAGAUUAGUUAUUUUAGCGAAUUGCAGGUUGUUACGGGGUUAAAAAAUCUCACCUCCUUGAAUUCUUUAAUUUUAAAAAAUUGUCCUAAUCUUGAGUUCAAGAAGUUACCAACCACCCUUGAACAAGUGAAGCUCGACAGGUGUCGUUUGUUCGAGAAAGGGUUCAAAGAACAACAGCAUAUGCGCAAUGUCUUGGGAGAGGAAGAGGAAGAAGAGAUGGAGAUAGAUAUGUAGUUACGACUUGGGAAUGGUGGAGAGGAUGACAACAACGUUGAUGAUAAUAUGGAUGAUCAACCAGUGAAGCUCAAAAAGUGUCCUUUAUUUGAGAAAGAGUUCGAAAAACAACAGCAUAUGAGAAAUAUCUUGAUGAUAGAGACACACAAUUCCGAUGAGGAAGAGAAAGAGGAGAUGGGUGUCGA
Zingiber officinale is the source of this 3453-nucleotide messenger RNA. Its product is annotated as putative disease resistance protein RGA4. Gene Ontology annotation, biological process: defense response to other organism. The transcript is spliced from 4 exons. The coding region runs from base 110 to 3268 and encodes 1052 amino acids. Gene Ontology annotation, molecular function: ADP binding. The record is from RefSeq and is a predicted model, not a curated record. Lineage: Eukaryota; Viridiplantae; Streptophyta; Magnoliopsida; Zingiberales; Zingiberaceae.